AGUCACCGGAAUCGAGGUGGGGCCGCCCGGAGCGGCGUCCUCGGGAGCCGCCUCCCUGCGGCCUGUUCCCUUUUGUGGCGGCGCCCGCGCUCGCGGGCCACUCUCCGCCGCCGCACGCCCCGCGCGCUCCUCCGCCCCGCUGCGCUCCGCUUGGCCCCGCUCGGCCCCGCGCCGCCCGUCACCAUGAUCCGCUGCGGCCUGGCCUGCGAGCGCUGCCGCUGGAUCCUGCCCCUGCUCCUGCUCAGCGCCAUCGCCUUCGACAUCAUCGCGCUGGCAGGCCGCGGCUGGCUGCAGUCGAGCGACCACAUCCAGACGUCCUCGCUGUGGUGGAGAUGUUUCCACGAGGGCGGCGGCAGCGGGUCCUACGAGGACGGCUGCGAGAGCCUCAUGGAGUACGCGUGGGGUAGAGCAGCAGCUGCCAUGCUCUUCUGCGGCUUCAUCAUCCUGGUGAUCUGUUUCAUCCUCUCCUUCUUCGCCCUCUGUGGACCCCAGAUGCUUGUCUUCCUAAGAGUGAUUGGAGGUCUCCUUGCCUUGGCUGCUGUGUUCCAGAUCAUCUCUCUGGUAAUUUACCCCGUGAAGUACACCCAGACCUUCAACCUUCACGCCAACCCCGCUGUCACUUACAUCUACAACUGGGCCUACGGCUUUGGGUGGGCAGCCACGAUUAUCCUGAUCGGCUGUGCCUUCUUCUUCUGCUGCCUCCCAAACUACGAAGAUGACCUCCUGGGCAAUGCCAAGCCUAGGUACUUCUACACCUCUGCCUAACUGGAGAAAAUCACUGCUGCUGAGAUGGACUCCAGAGAGGAAACUAUUUCUCCACGGGACUUUGAACCCAUUUUUUUUUUUUUUUUUUGCGGUGUUUUUAUUAGUAAACCAGUCAAAAAUGCUAAAAUAAUUUGGGAGAAAAUAUUUUUUAAGUAGUGUUAUUGUUUCAUGUUCAUCUUUUAUUACGUUUUGUGAAGUUGUAUCUUUUCACUAAUUACACAAUAUUUAACUAAUUUCACAAUAUUUCCUUUUAUCUAUCCAUAACAUUUAUACUAUAUUUGUAAGAGAAUAUGAACAUGAACGUUAACACUUCAUAAGGUAAAAAUGAGGUUUCCAAGAUUUAAUAAUCUGAUCAAGUUCUUGUUAUUUUCAGAUAGAAUGGAUUGGGUCUGCUAAGGUCUAAGGAGAAGAGGAAGAUAAUGCUAAAAAUUAUCAAUGACUCAACAGUCUAAAAGAAAUGUUAAAAAAAAAAAAAGAAAGGUUUUUUUCAAGCCUUCAAACUAUUAAAGGAAAGCAAAAGAGUUUCCUAAAUGCAUAUCGGUUGUGAGAAUUUCUCAUUGAUAUCUUGAAUAAUUCAUUUUUGCUAAGCUUCAUGUUGACUCGAUAUGUCAUCUAGGAAAGUAUUGUUUUGUGGUCCAAACCUAUUGCUGUAGUUAAUAAGGCUUUCUUUUAAGUGUGAAAUAUUUAGAUGAAAUUGUGUCUUUUAAAGUUCUUUAUAGGGUUAGGGUAUGGGAAAAGGCUAUGUUAAGAAAUCUGUAGUGUUUUGUGUUUAUAUGUUCAGAACCAGAGGAGACUGGAUUGAAAGAUGGACUAGGUCUAAUUUAUCAUGACUGAUAGAUCUGGUUAGGUUGUAUAGUAAAGCAUUAGGAGGGCCAUGGCUGUCACAAAAGUGCCACUAAAACAGUCUCAGGAGAAUAAAUGGCUCACUUUUCUAAAUCUCAGGUUUAUCUGGGCUCUGUCAUAUACACAGGCUUCUGAUAGUUUGCAACUGUUAAGCAGAAACCUACAUAUAGUUAAGAUCCUGGUCUUUCUUGGUAAACAUUUUUACAAUAUUUGAUGUAAAACAUGCCACACGAGAAUUUGGGGAUUUGAGUUUCUCUGAAUAGCGUAUGCAUGAGGCAUCAGAUGUGUUGUUACAAUUUUUUACCAUUUCUACUUACAUAAUGAAAACCAAUUCCUUUUAAAUAUCACAUUAUUAUUUUGUAAGUUGUGGAAAAAGCCAAUUGUAGUUUGCAUUACGAAGUUUUCCCAAUAAACCAGGUAUUCUAAACUUGU
Messenger RNA from Cebus imitator (Panamanian white-faced capuchin), 2040 nucleotides. RefSeq names its product p53 apoptosis effector related to PMP22 (gene PERP). The record is from RefSeq and is a predicted model, not a curated record. Gene Ontology annotation, cellular component: cell-cell junction; membrane. Gene Ontology annotation, biological process: cell-cell adhesion. Lineage: Eukaryota; Metazoa; Chordata; Mammalia; Primates; Cebidae. The transcript is spliced from 3 exons. Bases 184 to 765 code for a protein of 193 amino acids.